GGGCUAUAACUUUGUUACUUUAAUUUUACCAGAAAAAUGGUAAAGGAAAAAAACAUUUCUUUUGAUCAGAUCUACUCACUGUUAAAAUAAAUGACUCAACUUCGAAGUCACCCUGUAUAUAUGAGAAAUUACUUACUUACUAGCUAUUGACAGUCACUAAAUAAUGAAAACAUAACAAAGAAGAGCAUGCAAGUUUUUUGCUGAUUCGAUGAAAUGGUCGCUGAUGUUCAUUUAACCUUAAUGUGCGACGAUGAUAUAUUGGGUGGACCUGGCGACAUGGUUCAAAUCGACGAAUCGAAGAAGGGCUUCUAAGAUUGGCAAUAGCGCAUACUUCAGCUACUGGUACGAAUACCUGCCACGCAGUUGUACAACCAAAUUGGUCAUCAUGCAGAGUCAAAAGAAGGCCAUAGUUACUGCUGGAGGUUUGAUUGAUAUCAAUUUAGCUACAAGUUUAACUACUGUGAAGACUAUGGUUUCAUACUGCAUGUUCUUGAGGACAAUGGGUGCUGAGUGAAGAAAAUUAUUGUUAUAUCUAAAAAGUUGAAGACAUUUAAGCUUCGUGAAAUUAUGAAGGUUGAUGUAUCACCUAAAACGUGUCCUGUGGUUUUCAUGCUGAUAAUCCGAUGUUUGUCUGGCCGCUAAAUGUAACAUAAGGUACAAAUGAUAUAUAUUGUCAUCAGUACUUGAAAAAGGUCACCGCCGUGUCAGUAAACUAAUUCAAACGUACAGGCUUAAGAAAAGUUAAUGACAAAAAUUGUAGCCAACAUAAGAAGAAUAUUUUUUUUACAGGAUGAUUCAUAAAUAACGUGGUGACCCACACAUACAUAUUUUUGAAAGGAAAGACCUACAUUUCAUUACAGAUAUAAGCAUAGGCUUCUCCAAACGAAGCAAUCUGAUAUACCUACUAUGGGGUUUUAUUUUCAAAUUGUUGAAAUAUUGGUCAAUCUCUCAAAAAAAAAACAUUCAAUUUUGACAACUCUCACCUCCGCAAGUAUUAUAACUAGAGAAUUUUUCGUUGGAAAAAAAUUAUGAUCCCAUAUUUCCUCCCGAACUACUUACUUUUCAAGGCUUUGGUUAGUUUAUAUAGGGUGGUAAAUAGCGCAAAAUCAACAAUUUCUCAAAACUUUCAUACUUCCUAAGUCACAUUUUCAUAAGCUUUUUCUGAUAUACGCUUCUGGUACAACUGUGUUUUGAAUUACUAAGAACCCAGGCACACCUCUUCAAAUUUCCGACAUGGCAUAAUACAAGUUUUAACCAUCGACUGCUACUAACUGAAUGCUACUUUUAUUUUGAAAGGUGUUGUAAUAUUUUUCAUUUACCUUGAUAUCUGAUUUACAAAGGGUUAACUGUAAUUCAAAAACUAUUCUUACAAACCCCGAUAAGCCUUAUAUCGAAAAAAAGCUUGUGGAAAGAAGGAUCGAAAGGUGCGAAAAUAAAAAUUUUGAGCAAUCGUUCGUUCUGCGUCUUGACCACCCUGUGUAGUCUAUCAAAAAAUCUGGAACAGUAAGUAUACAAGAAGGAAAUUUGCAAGAUUGCAAAUUAUCUCUAAAUUAUUCAGAAAUAAGACCCUAUAUCGUCUGGAAGUGCCUAACCAAAUUUGCAAAAUGUAUGUUUGGGUAAGCACGUACUUAUGUAUUAGCCAUGUAAGGAACAUACUGUAGGCUACAAUUUUUGUAAUUAACUUUUUUAGAUACCAAGCUGUGUAAUGAUGUUAUCGACCAAGCACGCAUUAAAAACUCACCCUGUAUGUGGUUUCAUUUAGCGGCCAGACAGACAUGGAGGGUUCAGAGGUUUUAUCCGAUUUGACAUCACAGAUAUCAUUUAGUCCCUUUAUA
Messenger RNA from Acanthoscelides obtectus, 1835 nucleotides. NCBI's taxonomy places the organism in Eukaryota, Metazoa, Arthropoda, Insecta, Coleoptera, Chrysomelidae. The record is from the annotation of a GenBank genome assembly.